Molecule: messenger RNA, 8997 nt
Organism: Symbiodinium sp. CCMP2592
Lineage: Eukaryota; Dinophyceae; Suessiales; Symbiodiniaceae
Source: the annotation of a GenBank genome assembly
AUGGCUGCCUUUUUCGAUGCUGACCUGUUCGACUUCAACUACAUGUCUGCUGAAGGCGGAGGAGGCACCGAGACUGGCGCCGUGGGCGCUGAUGCUGGCGACGUUGAUGACCAGGACGUUUUCCCGGGCACCGGCGCGGCAUCGAACUACGACGACGAGGACGACGAACACCUGGAGGAUGACGAUGCUGGCGGCUCCCGAGCGACCAGUACCUUGUCAGGUGAUCCUUCGGCGAGACGCAGAAAGAGGGGCUCUCGCGGAGGGGCCAAGACACCGGGCAAUUCUGCCCCGGCUUCUACGACGCCACGUUGGCGCUCUGGUGCGGUGCCGACUGCACCCAGCUUCGACGGCGACAUCGAGGCUCAGCCGUACUGCCUUCGACACUACCGGCGCAGGCUUAUGCGCUGGGUGAGAAUCACUCGUGAGUUUCUUCCUCCGAAUGAGCAGGCUUUGAGGGCAUUAGAACAACUACGAGGUGAAGCCGAGCAGGAGUUCGAGGAGAUCGACGACUCAAAGUUCGACCACCCUGACGGGAUUUCUCGCUUGCUGGCGGACUUGGAGGUCUCUUUUGGCGAGAGAGAGAUCUUUCGCCAAGGCGGCUCGAUCAGGGAGUUCGAGUCGAUCGGCCGAAUGCAGGGCGAAAGCAUCACUGCUUUUGUCAGAAGGUUUCGCUUGCUGGAGCGAAAGUUGGCAGACAACAAGGUGCCGCCUUACCCGGAGCAGGCCAGGGUCAUUAAGCUUCUCGAUGGCCUACGGCUCGAUGAGAAGAGCGCGUCAGCUCUUCUUUUGGCGGCUGGCAACAAGUAUGACAUGAAGGCGAUCUUGGAGGCCAUCCGCAUCCAGUAUCCCGCCGGCAUGUCUGUUACAGGGAUUCCCAAGGGACUGGCUUCCUUGGCUACAUCGUCGCGUUCAUCGACUGCCUCCCGGUCUACUGUGCCUUCGCGCUCCUCGGCUUCCUCUACGAGGCGUGCGCCCCGAGCUCGUGGACGUGGCGGCAGAUGGACCCAGUGGCAAACUGCCGCUGAGGAUGAUUAUGCUGAAGAACCACAAGGUGAAGAAUGGCCAGAGGAUGAAGCUGAGCCUGCGGAAUCACCGCAGGAAGAGCAGGACGAGCCAGGUGACGGCGAGUACAACGAGGAGGCUGAGGAUGACGGCACCCAGGAGACUGCAGAGGCGGACACCUGGGAGUAUGAGGACGCCACGAACGAGGAGUAUGACGCCCUCUACACGAUGGCCCAGGCCUUGACGGUGACUUCGAAGAAGCUCUCGAGCAUGAUGCAGGCUCGCGGGUUCUACCACGUGGACCCCAAAGGCAAGGGCAAAGGCAAGUCCGUCCGCGGCAAGGGCAAGGGCAAGGGCAAAAGCAAAGGAAAGCUUUCUCCGAAGGGCAGCAAUCCCACGAUCCCGAAGGGCAAAGGCAAGACCAAGGGCAAAGCUGGCUCUGAUCCGCAACGAGAAGCUCGAUUGCGGGGUGCUCUUUGCCUGGGAUGCGGCUCAUCCGAGCACUGGGUGAAAGACUGCCCGACGAUGUCGACCUUCCAGGCCCAGCUAGCGACGGCCAAUGUGGAGAUGGAUCCAGAAGGCAAUCCCUUUGUCUCCUGGAUGAUGACCGCGACGCCUGCCGAGGAUAAGUUGGAGAUCUGCUACGAGGUCCCCAGACCACCGCCGGUGCUUCUCACAACGUGCCAGGAUGCUUCGUUCUUGAUCACUGACACUGGCUGCCAAAGGCAGGCAUUGGGAGCUGUACCUGACCUAGUUGAAGGGCGAAUCGUUUUCAAGGCGCUCAACAAUGCAGUCACCAAGCUUUACUUGUCCCCUUGUGGCCACCUCGCUUUGAAGAUUGAUGAGUGGCCCCCGCAUGAGUUCGCUUGGCCAAUGCCUGAUUGUCCACCUUUUGCCCUGACCGGACCUCCUGAUGCAUGGUGUAAGGGCGCCUUCUCGCCGAAGCAGGUGAAGCUCGAGACGUUUUCAUCCAAUUCGAUUUCGCGCCCUCCGCCUCAUGCCGCCACCAUCAUGGCUUGUGCGCUGGCAGAUGCUGAUGGUGCGCUUCCUGGAGUUUGUGACCACGGUGACGCAGUGCUCAGGCACUUCGCACUCCCGAGCUCGGCGGCAACCAUGCUCUCUACGACGGCGGCAAUGGCGGCACAGAAGGCUUUGGGUCAGGACCGCUACCUGAAGUCUCCGGAGGAUUGCCAUCACCCAUCGGGUCUCCGGAAGUACGCGGCCUCAGGGAUGUCCAUCAUGAUCUGCGACGUGUGCGGAUACAGGGCAGUGGUGAACUCCACGACCGGCAACCUCGUACCGGCGACUCCGAAGGCCACCCCGAGUUCGAAGACGCCGCCCCGCAAAAGCAAAGGCCAAGACCGUCGCAGCGGCCGCGCCCAGGAUGCAAUCCCCAAGCUCCUUGCUGCCCUCCUCAGCGUGGUUGCGGGCAUCUGGUCCGCCAAGGGACCACCGCCUCGAGCGCCUCCCCAGAUCUACGCGAUGGACUCGGAUGGCUCUCAGAGACCGAGGCAGUGGCGGGCAAUGAGCCGUGGAUACGACUCGGACAACAUGAGUGUCUCGAGCAGCCAGCCCCCGGCUCCGGAUCCACCCUUUCGCUCCUGGAAGGAACAACGUCAACACUGGCGACAACAGGGAGAGGAGCUACUGGGGCCGGACCUGCUGACUCCGGCGUUGGGCAUCGAGCCGGAGGAAUGGGAGCUUCAGGACUGGCAGGAGGACAUCCUCGCGGACGAGGAAGCCCAGGACGAGGAGCGCCAGGACACGGAGGAGUUCGGCUGCUUCAGCUUGAAGCAAGGGGACAGGAAGCGAUUGAAGGGAGCAGCCCGGAGUUUGAGCUCAUUAUGGGAGACGGAAGCUGGUGUCUAUGAGAGUCGAGCUCGAGCGGGCCGUUUACUUCGCAAGCAUCGGGCUGAUGUUGUCGAGGUCUACGGUGGCCAUGCCCACUUCACUGAGUAUGCCAUCGAUGCGGGCCUACGUGUUCUUCAGCCCAUUGACGAGAUCUACGGCCAGAGCUUGCGUACCAAGGCGGACUUCGACCACCUUCGGUACUACCUCCUCAAGUGGCUGCCCUUUGUCGUGGUUUGGGAACCACCGUGCACAUGGUGGUCGCCUGUUCAGCGCCUCAACUACACCUCCGACGAGCUCAAGGAAAUGAGGGCACAACAGGAGCGAGAGCUGAAGCACAUGGUUGAUAUCAUCCUCGAGCUCCGCACCUACGGGGUUCACUUCCUGCUCGAGAACCCCUACGGCACGCCCUUCUGGACUUGUGAUGCUCUGCGCGAGCUGAUGGCCAAGCCCGAGGUCCAGCUUCGUAAAGGCCACAUGUGCAUGUUCGACAUGCGCACUCGACAAGGGCAGCUUCUCAAGAAGCCAACAGGCUGGCUAAGUGACCUCCCAGAGCUGCUGGACUCCCUUGCGGUAGAGUGUGAUGGCUCUCACGAGCAUGGUCAAUGUUUGGGCGGCUCCGUGACAAAGCAGGCCCAAGUGUACCCGCCAACUCUGGCACGCGCCUUUGUGAAUGGCGUGCUCCAGGCUUUGCAUCGAUGUGGGGAUGAGCGCUUUUGUACCAAUGUUCAGGCGCAUGCCAGCUCCAUCGAUCAAGUGGACACUUGGCAUGCGGAUGGAGAGACUGUCCAAUCGGUCUACUUCCUCGACAUUACCCGGCACCAAGAAUCGUGGCUUCCCCUUCUAAAAGAAGCAGAGUCCCGGCUGAAGGAUUUGGUUUCUACGACGGUGACCUUGAAGCCAUCGCCUUACCUGGAGCAGGUUCGCUCCCUGGUGCCGUGGACUCUGAGCCGCGUACAGAUUUGCCGCACGCCCAAACAGCGGAGAGUGCCGAAUGAUGUGCUGAUGGAGGGUGCCACUCACCGCGGCGCCGUGCUCUUGAUGAACGACGCCACUGUGGUGAUGGAGGCCGAGGUGUUGAAGAAGGUCCUCAGCUCCCCCUCGGCCAAGUUCGAUCGUCCUGUUAAAGUGGGCAUUUUCUUCUAUGGUGUCGCCCCUUCAACAAGCUUGAAUGAGGAGGACGACGCUAAGCCUGAGCCUGCCAAGGCCCCAACUCCAGGCCCAAUGCAGCCCGACGAACAGGACGUUAUGCGCCCCCAUGAGCCCGGCUACCGCGAUAUCUCCUUUCCGGGCGUCACCGAUGAGGUGCCCAGAUGGAUGCGCGGAGUUCUACGACGCCUACGUGUGAAUCUGGGACACCCGGCAAAGGAAACCCUUGUGCGGCAGCUGGUUUUGGCCAAUGCUUCAAGUCUGGCCAUUAAAGGUGCACGUGCCCUUCAAUGUGAAGUUUGCAGGCGGGUGGCACCACCUCGAGAACCGCGACCCGCUCGCGCCUUCCAUCCUCGAAGGUUCAAUGACCGGGUCUACUGUGACAUCCUUUUCCUGAAGAAUGUCCAGGGUGUGCAACACAUGUACUUGAGUUGUGUGGAUGAUGCCACGUGUUACCAUGUUGCGCAAAACAUCCCCGACCGCCAGGAGACCACGAUUAUCAAGGCUUUGGUCGGUGGGUGGCUUUGCUUCUUUGGUGCACCCGAUGAACUCGUUCUGGAUGCUGAGGGAGCAUUCCGAGGACUCCGCUUUGAGACCUUGCAGGUGCAGUGUGGCACUCGCAUCCGGUGCAUUCCUUCGGAUGCUCACUGGCAACUUGGUCGUGCCGAACGCCACGGACAAGCUUUACGUUUUGUGGUGUCCCGGCUGGUGAGCCAAUUUGCUCCGACUACUGUGCCGGAAAUGAACCUCUGCGUGGUGAUGGCCACGCAUGCGAAAAACACCCUUAUCCGACGUGGCGGGUCUUCGCCCUGCCAGUGGGUGUUCGGCAGACAGCCGAAACUGCCGGCUGCUUUAUUAUCCGACGGCGGGAAUAUCGAAUCCUGCCAGCUCACCUCCGACAGCGAGAGAUUGCAGUUAAUCGAGCGUGUUCGCACGGAGGCCAUGGUCCACCACCACCGCUUUGAAGCAAGUCAGAGCCUCCGUACUGCCUUACUUCGCAAGUCCAGGCCCUACCGCGGUCCCUUUGAGGUCGGUCAGCGUAUCGCCUACUACCGCGUGAAGAAUGCUUUUGAUGGCGAAGGUUCUGUCGAAGGCUACCGCCUAGGCACUGUCCUUGCUGUUGACCUCGGCACCUCUGGCAAUAUCUGGAUCAAAAACUCCCGCGGCCGCAUUGUGCAGGCUGCUCGUGAGCAAUGCCGCCCUGUUGCCGGAGAAGAAGAGUGGUGGACACCAGACCAGUCGGAUCUGGACCUUCUUAAAAAUACUGACCAGGAUUUGCUGCCCAACGAGACUCCUGGUUUUGAUGUUCGUGGGCAGGCCCCGCCUGCGGCUGUUGCCGCUCGUCAGGACCAGGCCGCUUUGAAUGAGCUCGAGCGACAGGAUGCGCCAGCUGUUCUUCUCGAUGCGGACGGCAACCCGAUCGACUCACCGGCCAUGAUGAAUCCGGUGUUGCUUGUGCCUCCCACUCCAAAAGCGGCCAGGGCACCUUCGACUCCUACUCUGCAGGCUCUACAAGCGCCGGGUACGCCUCGACCGAGAGCUCCAAGGUCUCGAUCCCCGGCGCCUUCACGGCUACUUGCUCCACUACCACCUGUACCAGAAGGAGAAGUUCCUGCAGUCGAACCGCCAGCGUCGGAAUCUCAAAUCGAAUCACGCAGGGACUCUGGUUCUGUAGUUAGGAGUGAUCCUGCAGUCGGACCGCCAGCUUCGGAAUCUCAGAUCGAAUCACGCAGGGACUCUGGUUCGUUGACCCGUGGUGUGUCUUCAGCUACAGCUAGCAGCACUGGUCUGUCCAAGGAGCUGGCCAAGCUUAUGCAUCAGGAGUACCCAGAGCUUCGUGGUCUCAAGCGUGCCCCAACUGUCCCCGUCGAGGAGCUAGAACCGAGCCCAGACGCUGCUAGGCGCGCUCCGCUUCAACCAGGACCUAGCAUUCCAGAGAUGACAGCGCUCCCCGACAUUGCGACAGAUCCCUUACCGGAGCCCAUUUUGGAUGCUUUUCUGACCUACUGCCGAGACUGCGGCGAACAACGUCGCGAAGUUCAUGAUGGUCAGUCCGUUUGUGUUCGGUGCAACAGCACCCACCAGGUGGAUAGCCCCUUGCAAGUUCGGUCUUGGUUCGACGAGGCGCUGGAGAGAGAUGCUUUUGACACUCACUUCGAGCCUGCCCCCGGAUCUAUGGCGAGCUCCGUGACGGACCCUUCGCGGACUGAGCUUGACGAGAUAGACUACCGCCACAAUGUUUCUUUCAACUCUUCGAGUGUUACCUCUUCGCAAUUUUCCCAUCGCCUUCAGGUUCUACAUCGACAUGCACGCGGCGAUCAACAUCAUGUCGGCUGGGAUGGCAACCCGAAGGAGCUGCAGCUCUAUGAGUCGACUGCCUUCCUCACUGCAGCCCAUCACUUCGGCGACCACCGUCCGGCUACCUCCUCUACUACCUCUACGAGAAGACAAAACCGUUCCUUGUCGGAGACCGUGGCCAAGCGUCUCCUGGGUGACUGCGACUUUUCUCACGAUGCUUGUCACCAGCUGCUCGACACGGUUGAUCUUCCGUCUUCCGGCCGACAAUGUCUACAAGGCGAAGACGGCAACCAGGCUAUGACGCUUGGCCUCUACAGCCACGGCAACUUUUUCGGUUGUACCAAGGCCACUCGGAAGCAUCGAUGGCUGUGCCGGUACUUGAACGACUACCUCCGCUACCACGGCCUCACGGGAUGUACUACCAGUUUGAGCAUCAGCAAGAACACCCCUGCUGCCCCACAUCGAGACAACCACAAUCUGAAGGGCAGCCUCAACUGGCAGAUCACCCUCGGCAACUACAAGGGAGGCCGUACUUGGGUCCAGACAAAGGAAUCAGACGGUCGUACCGUCAACAGGAACUACUUCGGCGAGACGAUUCCUGGCUACCUGUGCAACACCAAGAAGAACCUUGUGUCCUUCUCCCCUGACCAGGUCCACGCCACCGAGGAGUUCCAGGGUGAACGAUGGUCCAUUGUGGCUUACACGAGCCGCUUGGUGACAGAGACAAGUCAAGCGGACCGUUCACGUCUCUGCAGACUUGGGUUCAAUCCUCGACCCGCUCGGACUUCGUACCCGACGACCUGUACUACGGCUGUGGAGUCUAGCGACGAGGAGAUCCGCGAACCCACGGCGCAACCCAGUUGGACCAAGCUCUCUGUCUAUGAGGCUCACCCGCUCUACGAGUCCGCGGACCAGAUGACGAAUGCCACCGGUGAGUUCGUGACGGGCAUGGAGAACAGCUCCGAGGACGGGAACGACGGCACCUUCGAAUCAGGCCGUGCUGCCCGCCAGGCCAAGAAGAAGGAGCUUCCGUGGAAAGCCAUGACCGAUGAGGAGAUACCGCAGUUUAGGGAAGCUCUGAAAGCCGAGUGGGCCGAGUGGACGAAGUGGAGUUCGUGUGUACCGGUUUGGUUGGACCCCAAGAAGAUUCCGGCCCACUUGAUCCUGAAAUCCAGGGUAUGCUUUCGCUGGAAACCCAAGGCCGAUGGCAGCUUCAAGCCCAAGGCAAGGAUAGUGAUCGCUGGAUUUCGCGACCCACAUCUACCGCUCCUCACACGUGAUGCGCCGGUUCUGUCCAGGGCUGGCUUCUCGGCCAUUCUCCAAUGGGCCACCACCUACGGUGUUCGACUGUGGAACGCGGACUGCAAAUCGGCCUUCCUGCAGGGGAAGGCAGAUACAGAGCGUCCGGAGCCGAUCUUCAUGAAGCCGCCGACUGAUCCCGUCUCCCAGGGCGCCAUUGACGAAUGGAGUUCUGAGUACUUGCUCUACAAGCUGAGUGCACCAGUUUACGGGCAGGCCAACGCCCCUCGAAGGUGGUAUCUGCAUGUGGCAGACAAGCUUCGGUCCUUGGGCUGGAUGCGGCACUCUCUCGAUCCGUGUCUUUGGAUCAAGCUCACUCCGUGUGGCACCAAAGUUGGAGCUGUGCUUGGACUACACGUCGACGACAUCAUCGUUGCCGCGCUCCCUGAGUCCGAAGCCGAGCUCAAGUCCGUUGAAGAUGCCUUCGAGUGGGGUGGCCCAUGGGAGCACUCGGACUUUGUGUUCAUUGGGCGCCGAAUCCGGCAGUGGGAGGACGGGACGCUUACGGUUGAUCAAGCCAGUUAUGUAGCCGAAGUCCCUACGACGAAAAUUACGUUGCCUCCUACCACUCCACUGAGCGACCAUCCGGAACUGGUGACGGAGUACCGCUCAGGCAUCGGCUCUCUACAAUGGUUGUCAGGUACGACACGGGGCGACAUUUCGGCAGAUGUCAGCCUGAUCCAACGAGCUCCUCGCGACCUCACCGUCGCCGACCUUCUCGAGAUCAACAACGUUCUCCGCUAUGUCCGGGCCACGAAUGAGACCUACUACCGCGUUGUCCCGGUGCCCUUCGACGAGCUGGUCCUGGUGGCUUACGCCGACUCCGGUUUCGCGAAUGCCCCUAACCAUCGCUCUCAAGGAGGAUUGGUUAUCGUGGCCACCGACAAGAAGGUCCUCGAGGAGACACGUCCGGCAUCCAUGAUGGAGUGGAAGUCUUUCCGACACCAGAGAGUUCUGCGAUCUACCUUGGCAGCUGAAGCCGCCUCUCUGGACCGCGCCAACGACCACGCCCACUACCUGGCCAUGGUGUUGAGUGAGCUGGUGGACCCCAACUUCAAGGCCACGAUGCAGGAGCGACCCUUGUUUGGCAUUCUCCCGGUCACCGAUGCUCGCUCCCUGUGGGACGCCGUGCACAGGCUCAGCUCAGGCCUGCAGGAGAAAAGGGUCGAGAUUGACAUCGCUGGCUUACGCCAAACCUGCCGGUCGCUGCGUUGGGUUCCUACGGAAGAGCAGAAGGCAGACGCUCUUACCAAGAGGAGCCGAAGCCUCCGUGACGGCUUCAGGAAGUUCAUGGAACGACCUAUGGUCACGUUGGUGGAGAGUCGUAGCGCAGACAGUGUGGGCCAGGGACAGGCGAAUGCCGCUUGGCGCAAUAAGGGUGCAUCAACCAAAGAAAAAUAG